GUGUGGGGGAGAAAUAAAAAAACUUAUUUUUCGAAGUAGACUCUGCGCAUGGAUUUAAUGUAAAUUUGUUGCCGGCCAGGAUGUGCUAGAUAAUAAGUAAGGUGCCUAUCCAAUGCGGUGCAGGGGGCGGGCCAGAUGUCCCAGCCCCUCGAACCUAAAGCUCUGACCAGUCGCCUUUGAUUGUCAGUCGCCAGCAGCCGCCGCUUGGCUCCGUCACUCGGCAGCGCCAUAUAAGGAAAGCAUCUCCAUAGAAACGUGUCAGUUUCAAUAGUCGUGUCAAAGUUCACUAUAUACAGCCAUCCGCGCAGAUUUCCCCUUUCAGAAAAAUUACUCCGCAAGCCCGCUCGUUCAAAUCGGAUUCACUUCCAUCCCCCUUUUGCAUAUUUGAUCAGUUUGAUUCUCUCUCUCUUCCUUUUUUUUGCCUCCUCUCGCAUGAGAGAGGUUCUAUAGCUCUCCCUUUUUCACGACGUCGACUCUUUUUUUGUAGUCUCUUUUGCUGGCGAGUUGUUGACUCUCAUCGUGUGUAUGUGCAGUUCCAGCACUACCAGUACGGCGGAGAAUUUAUGAUCAGUUGAUGGUCGGGCACUUCUACUCCGGAUCGUGCAUCUGCCUUCAGGAGUCGAUCAUUUUUUUUGUUUUCAAUCUUUAACCUUUCGUCCCCCUUCUUCCUUUCUUGAUGGGUUUCCUGAAUGGCUGACUGCGUGUUGCCCUGGUCCUGGCCCCCCGACACUCGCCUCUUCUCUGCCGAUCGGGUUUGAACUGCUGCACUCUCUUUCUCUCUCUCUCUCUCUCUCUCUCUCUCUCUCUCUCUCUCUCUCUCUCUCUCUCUCUCUCUCUCUCUCUCUCUCUCUUUCUCUCUCUCUCUCUCUCUCUCUCUCUCUCUCUCUCUCUCUCUCUCUCUCUCUCUCUCUCUCUCUCUCUCUCUCUCUCUCUCUCUCUCUCUCUCUCUCUCUCUCUCUUUCUUUCUCUCUGUAUUUUUUUGGUCGGCUAAUCGACUCUCCUUCCUUCAUUUUCCUGAUUUGCCGAUUCAAAAGACCUUUUUUUUCGCUGCCUGAUAACACUCUGCCCGAGAUAUGGCAAUGGUAGUUAGUACGUGGCGAGACCCGCAGGACGACGUGGCCGGAGCGCAGGGCACACAGCCACCCCCGCCUCAGCAAGGACCGCAACAGCCUUCUGGAGCACCCCUUACCCCGCAGACCCCGGGCCAGCCGGGAGCCCCGGGCACCCCGGCCCAGUCCAACCAACAGCAAGGCGAGAAGCAGCAGCAGCAUAUCGAGUGUGUGGUGUGCGGGGAUAAAUCGAGCGGCAAACACUACGGCCAGUUCACCUGCGAGGGCUGCAAGAGUUUCUUUAAAAGAAGUGUGCGCAGAAACUUGACGUACACAUGUCGUGCCAACAGGAACUGCCCCAUAGACCAACACCACCGCAAUCAGUGUCAGUACUGUCGCCUGAAAAAAUGCCUCAAAGUCGGCAUGAGACGGGAAGUCUGUUCUUUUCGCACUGCAGCAGUCCAAAGGGGAAGAAUGCCACCUACACAACCGACUCCAGGCCAGUUCGCCUUGACAAACGGAGACCCACUCAACUGCCAUUCCUAUUUAUCGGGAUAUAUCUCCCUGUUACUGCGGGCCGAGCCCUACCCGACCUCCCGCUACGGCAGCCAGUGCAUGCAACCGAACAAUAUCAUGGGCAUUGAAAACAUUUGUGAACUGGCCGCUCGGCUGCUCUUCAGCGCCGUGGAAUGGGCGAGGAAUAUCCCUUUCUUCCCGGAUCUGCAGAUCACAGACCAGGUAGCCCUGCUAAGGCUGACCUGGAGUGAGUUGUUUGUUCUGAACGCUGCCCAGUGCUCCAUGCCUCUUCAUGUGGCUCCUCUCUUGGCCGCCGCCGGGCUCCAUGCGUCUCCUAUGUCUGCAGACAGGGUCGUUGCGUUCAUGGAUCACAUAAGGAUCUUCCAGGAACAGGUCGAAAAACUCAAGGCUUUGCACGUCGAUUCGGCAGAGUACAGCUGCUUAAAGGCCAUUGUCCUCUUUACUUCAGAUGCUUGCGGUUUGUCUGAUGUGGCCCAUAUAGAAAGCUUACAGGAGAAAUCGCAAUGUGCUCUGGAGGAGUAUGUGCGCAGCCAGUACCCGAACCAACCGACCCGUUUUGGGAAGCUUUUACUUCGUCUCCCUUCUCUUCGCACCGUCUCAUCUUCUGUCAUCGAGCAAUUAUUCUUCGUCCGUUUGGUAGGUAAAACCCCCAUAGAAACCCUGAUCCGUGAUAUGUUACUAUCCGGGAGCAGCUUCAACUGGCCUUACAUGUCGAUUCAAUAAAUAGGAGGGGAAAAGGCAAGUGACAUUAUUUUGCAAAUUCCUUCUGUAAGGAAGGAAUUAAAAGGCUGUUACAAGUUUACCUAUGUGACACAAAAAAAAAUUGAAGAGAGGGAAGAAUAAAAAGGACUGUGGAUUUCAAUGACUGUACACGAACUUAAAAAACGCAUUCAAAAACUCUCCUGUGUCGUUCAGAACAACUUGCUACUUAUCAUUUUGUAACAAAAGGAAAUUAGUCUUUUAUUUUGGUUUAUUUUGUAAACUUUUGAGAAAUAUCGAUAUAAAGAUAAGUGCAUUUAAACAAGAAUUUCAAAAUUAGGAGGAAAGAAAAAUAACAUUUUCCAAAUUAUUAUAAAUUGUCCGGUGUCUAUGUAUCUAUAGCUGUUUUGUAUUUUUCCUGGUUUCAAACCAGUCUCCUCUGUGAUUCUCUACUAAUAAUUUUGAUAUAACCAUUGCUUCUUAUCAGAUACGGUGUAUCACGUAAAUAUGUUCUGCAAGAAUUAAAACUGAAUCCGCUAAAAUGUUAGAUGAAAGGGGUUUUUGACAGAAAUGCAACUUAAUGCUGGAAGCGCACUUAUAGUGUUAACUCAAAAGACGUUUAAUUUGGGGGAAAUUGACUGCAGACCAAUAUUAAAUGAUACACACUUGUAAUUUAAAAAUCCAUUGUUGAAAACUCGUUAAUAUUGACAUGUGGGGGUUGGGGCGGGAGUAGAAUGUGGGUAUAUAUCUGAAAGAAAAAUAUUUUAUGUGUCCAAGACACAGUACAAUUUUUUCAUUAAAUUUAUGUGGCUCAAUUUAGUUCCUAUUGCAGUAUAAAAACGUACGAGGCUCCAAAACACGCCCGUUUGUAUAUUUCCCACCCAUUUGUCAGAAUUAUAAAUCCUUCGCCCUUUUAAAGGAAAAAAAUACCACAAUUUCUUUUCUUGGAUUCAGCAUGGAACUCGAUGUCGGCACUUACUAUUUGACAUGUGGUUAAUUAAGUAUCUGGAGUUUACAGUCGUGUAUACAAGCUGAAGGGUUUUUUUUUUAAGUGCAAAAUUUCUGUACUGUAAAAGUUAUGAUUGGAUUGUUUGGUCAGUCUUGUGUGUUAUAUUCAAGAAAAAAAUGAAAGUAUUCGGAGAUUAUAUUAUUUGAUAUAUGGAACUUCUCGCUGUUACAAUUGUAUGUUCACCCAAGGGAAAAAAAAAUCUCAUUACAAUGGUCAAACAUUGCAGUUUACUGGAGUCAUUACAAUUCGUGCAUUAUUUGUCUUACUUACUCGAUAUACCUGUAUAGUUUACUGCCACAGUCUGUAGUAGUGGACAAACCACAUGCUUUUUCAAUGAAAGGAUGUAUCGUGGACUCAUGCUGCUCCUUGCCUUUAAGUUUUAGCAAUGACACCUUAAAGAUACAGUCAAAUGCCCCUAUAUGACAGCCGUACCCCUUCCUUUUAAAAUUCAAAAUGCCAUGGGGAUUUUGACCACCGACUCUUAUUUAGUUCUAACUUAAGUGCCUGUGCAACCAAUGUACAUUAGACAGGUGUUAGGAAGCAUGGAUCAUUAUGUGUUUUAAUGGUCAGGAUUUUGUUUUGAAGCUUAUUGUGUCUAAAGUUCACGCACAGAACACACUUAAACAAGCAAUUGCUACUAGGAACAGUGUUGAUUGUAAAUAAAAUAUAUUAAAUGAGAUUUAUUCAAAAAAGUAUGUCUGGAAAAAUGUGGUUGCCAAUUUUUGUUAUUGGAAGAUCUUCAAACGGAAGAUGAUGUGGCUGACGUUUGAUGUGUAGCACUACAAGUGAGCCUGAUUUUAUGUAUAUAAAUAUAAAUUCAUUUGAAUUUUUAUAUAUGGGAAUAGACUGUGAGAGCAUGGCCACAGGUCGCUAACACAUUUUACAUUUGUUACAUACAUGUAAAUGUUUGAUUGUAUAAAGGAUAUACAUUUGGGCGAAUGUUUGCCUUCAGUGCUCCCAUAUACCCGUGUUUAAAGGCAAAACACACACACACAAAAGCAAAAAUUAAAAAAAAAACAGAGCGAGCUGGUUUGGGUUGGCCAAGCCAUUUGUUCCGAGCUUUUCUGGUAGUGCUGCUACCCACACUGCAGUGUGAAAACUUGCAUUUUGUCCCUUUUUUAAAAAAAAAUUAAAAAACUUUUUUUUUGUGUGUGGCUGUCCAGCCACGUUCUACAUCAUGUUGUGGUUGCACAAAAACAAAGAAUCAUUUUGUAUAGUUGAUGGAACAGUGAUCUUUACCUGUUAUAGAGACAGAUCUGGACCAGAAAUGAUGUAUGAUUGUGAUUAUUAACACGUUUGCAGCUGACCCACGUUUUUUUUUACUUCAGGGUAUUGCUACGCUGUUCUAACUUAUAGAUCGAGCCUUUUCAGAUGUUUUUUAUUGCAAGUAAUAUGUGUGUGGAGUUACUACGCCAGACUCCUGUUUGUGUUAGCUAUUGUAUACAGCGUUUUUGUUGUAAAUUGUUCUUGGUAUUAAAUUAUAAUUUAUGGCUUUGAAUCAAAGUCUCUCCCUG
Messenger RNA from Mobula hypostoma (lesser devil ray), 4808 nucleotides. Its product is annotated as COUP transcription factor 2. NCBI's taxonomy places the organism in Eukaryota, Metazoa, Chordata, Chondrichthyes, Myliobatiformes, Myliobatidae. Gene Ontology annotation, molecular function: zinc ion binding; RNA polymerase II cis-regulatory region sequence-specific DNA binding; nuclear receptor activity. Bases 1074 to 2309 code for a protein of 411 amino acids. The record is from RefSeq and is a predicted model, not a curated record. The transcript has 3 exons. Gene Ontology annotation, biological process: cell differentiation; anatomical structure development; negative regulation of transcription by RNA polymerase II.